Acanthopagrus latus (yellowfin seabream) is the source of this 2591-nucleotide messenger RNA. RefSeq names its product CCR4-NOT transcription complex, subunit 10 (gene cnot10). Gene Ontology annotation, molecular function: protein binding. The record is from RefSeq and is a predicted model, not a curated record. Gene Ontology annotation, cellular component: CCR4-NOT complex. The coding region runs from base 57 to 2375 and encodes 772 amino acids. Lineage: Eukaryota; Metazoa; Chordata; Actinopteri; Spariformes; Sparidae. Gene Ontology annotation, biological process: negative regulation of translation; mRNA catabolic process. The transcript has 19 exons.
UGCGCAGAGGAGAGCCCCCCGGGACGCCUGCGCCGUUAAACGAUAGCCUAGCCGUGAUGCAUGUUGCUCGAGGACGUGUUCUGGAGAAAUUAGACAGAAAUGUAGUUCUGGAGCUCCUUCCUAACCGAGCAUCAGCGAGCCAAAAAUGCAUGCAGACUUCUGUCGAACAAAAUGAGGCAAAACAUGACAGCUCAUCGUCUCCUGGAAUGACAGACCAAGAGAAAGAAGUGGCAGCCAGUGCAUAUGAAUCAUUUUCGGCUGGGAAGUAUGAAGAGUCUCUCAAACACCUUGAAGCCCUGCAGGAGCUCAACAAAGAGGACUACAAGAUCACCAUGAAUAAAGCUGUCGUUAAGUUUUACAAAAGUGGUCAGACUACCACAGGGAUUCUGAAGCAGUCUCUCAUGGCAAUGAAGAACCAGGUUCACACAUCAGCAGAGGACGCAGAUGGGUUGGACGAUGUUGAAAAUAGCUUGCUGUACUAUAAUCAAGCCAUCAUCCACUAUCAUAUGCGGCAGUUCUCUGAAGCCAUCUCCAUAGGGGAGAGGCUAUACCAGUUUCUGGAACCAUUUGAAGAGAAGUUUGCUCAGGCCGUGUGCUUCCUGCUGGUGGAUCUGUACCUGCUCACCUUCCAACCAGAGAAGGCCCUCCAUCUGCUGGCUGUGCUAGACAAGCUGUCUGUACAAGGAGGCAACAAGAAUGGCAAGGGAGAGAACAACACUUCAAACAAAGAUGGAGCGAACCAGAAAGCAGAGUUCACAGCCAUGAUUGAGGCGGCUAAAUCAAAGAUGCAUCAGUACAAAGUAAGAGCCUACAUUCAGAUGAAAUCCUCUAAGGCCUGUAAAAGGGAGAUCAAAUCAGUGAUGAACACAGCAGGGAAUUCUGCACCCUCACUCUUCCUCAAGAGUAACUUUGAGUACCUGAGAGGAAACUACCGGAAAGCAGUGAAGCUGCUGAACAGUUCCAACAUCGCAGAGCAUCCUGGACCCAUCAAGACAGGUGAAUGUGUUCGAUGUAUGUUCUGGAACAAUCUGGGCUGCAUUCACUUUGCAAUGGGGAAACAUAACCUAGGCAUUUUCUACUUCAAGAAGGCACUGCAAGAGAAUGACCACACAUGCGCACAGCUUGGAGACGGAAGUAACGGGCAAUCUAAGACGUUCACUGGUAUCCCCAUGUGUGCUCUACUAGCCAACAAGCGCUAUGAGCUUCUGUAUAACUGUGGUAUUCAGCUGCUGCACAUCGGCAGGCCUCUGGCAGCGUUUGAGUGCCUGAUGGAGGCUGUGCAGGUUUACCAUUCCAACCCUCGACUGUGGCUGCGGCUCGCAGAGUGCUGCAUAUCUGCUAACAAAGGGGGUUCAGAGCAGGAGAGCAAAGGUUUACCUUGUAAGAAAGGUAUAGUUCAGUCUAUUGUCGGGCAGGGCUACCAUCGCAAGAUUGUCCUGGCAUCCCAGUCUACUCAGAAUACUAUCUACAGUGAGGGCCAGUCGGCAGCUAUCCCAGUUGCCAGUAUGGAGUUUGCAGCCAUCUGCCUGAGGAACGCUCUGCUGCUGCUGCCUGAACAUCAGCAGCAGCAGGACACCAAGACAGAAACAGGCUCCAAGACUUCCAGUCAGUCAGGAAGCACAGAAAGUGGCAGUGAGAACAGUGAUGCCUGCAGUGGGAAAGGGCAGGAAGCUGAUAAGUUCUUAUCUGCAGCACCAUCGUCUCCUCUCAGAAAACAGGAGGUAGAAAACCUCAGAUGUUCCAUCCUGGCCUGUAGUGCCUAUGUGGCAUUAGCACUGGGAGACAACCUGAUGGCUCUAAACCAUGCUGAGAAACUACUCCAUCAAACUAAGGUGUCUGGGUCCCUCAAGUUCCUGGGUCACCUGUACGCUGCUGAAGCCCUCAUCUCAUUGGACAGAAUCUCUGAUGCUAUUGCUCACCUUAACCCAGAGAAUGUCAGUGAUGUUUCAAUGGGAGUGCUGACCAGCGAGCAAGAUCAAGGGUCUGAGAAAGGAGAUGAUACUGUCGAGUCUCGCAAGCAGACUCCUAUGUGUUACCCCAGCAGUGUGACGUCAGCUCGGGCCAUGAUGCUGUUCAACCUGGGGAGCGCCUAUUGCUUGAGGAGCGAGUAUGAGAAGGCCCGCAAGUGCCUGCAUCAGGCUGCAUCUAUGGUCAACACCAAGGAGAUUCCACCGGAGGCCAUCCUGCUGGGAGUCUACUUAGAGCUACAGAACGGAAACACUCAGCUGGCCCUGCAGAUCAUCAAACGGAACCAGCUGCUGCCCUCUGCAGUCCAGAGGGUCUCCCCAGACUCCCGCAAGAAAUCCAUCCAGCCCUUCCAGUCUGUCCAACCAAUCCAGCUGCCUUCAUCUUUUACACAAGUUCAACGCAAAUGAGCCUCCACAGCCACAUGUAGCCCACCUCCCCUCCCCUCCCCCCACUCACAGCACACAGUCCUGAGGAGCCUUGAUAUUUAUAAAGCUGCUUCCCCUCAGCAUCAGGAGCUAUGUGAAAUGCAGGCAUGGCUGCUGACUGAUGAGUGACUUUUUACUCCAUUUGACUGAGGAAUCUGUGUGUUGUCUCAACAAUGAAAAUAAAUUUUAUUUACUGUA